UGGAUAAACUCAGGAUAGCAGGGCCGUCUGCAUCAGUAAGUGACACCAGCAAGGUUGUUGCAUUGUCAGUGUUUCUAUGGCAACAACAACAUUCAAAACAAAUUGCUGCCCUACACGAACAGGCGGUGCUGAUGCGGGGUCAACCUCAAAGUGGGUAACCAGCUUAAUCAUUUCUUAUUGUGGGUCGUCAACCGUUAACCGCAGCGAUGCCAAAUAAAAAGGGGAAUAAAGGAAAAGGCAGCGACGCGAAGGAAGGCAAACAAGAGCCCAAGGCCGACAAAGAGUCGGAUGUGGAGAGGGCGAAGGCCAACGCUGCCCUGUGGAGGCUGAGGUUGGACGUCGCAGAACAGUCGCUCGAUGAGUACCGCGCCUCCACAGGCACGCUGGCCGCGGCCAACCAGGCCCUCACCAACCAAGUGUACCGCUCAGAGAAGGACAUGAUGGACAUCAUGGCCCACCUUAAGAGAAAGGACGCCGAGACAGACGCAAAGAUAGAGAGUUUGGAGGAGCAACUCAAAAGUGAAAAUGCGCAUGCGCGUGAAGAACGGGAGAAUCUGGUCGCCGAGCACACUCUUCAAAACGAAGAGCUCGAGCAAAGAUUCGGGGAGAGGGCCAAGGACUUUGACACGAUCCAGGCGGGGCUGAAGAAGAUCGAGGAGUUCCGCAAGACGAAGGCCAAGAUGGAGCUGGAGCUGAGACGCAUGAGAGAAGGCAUGUUGCUCGCCGAGAGAAAACACCUAGAGAACCUGGGCAGAGUGGAGACCAAAUUCUACACCCAAAAGCUGCGCCUUGAGAAGGAGGCUGAGCAGAGGCUGGCCCACCUGAGUGAGCUAGCCCACGAUGAGGCCGUGCUGAAGCUAGACGACGCCUCCCGCUCGGUGUUCAAGGAGAACGUCCGUCUGAACGAGGCCUUGAACUACCACAUCAAGGAGGUAGAGGACCUGAGGAAAAAGGCUGCCACCUCACAAGCCACGAUGCUCAGGGACAAGUAUACCGAUGUGCGGAUGACCCAGACGAACGCGGCCCAGAUGAAGGCCUACAGGAAGGAGAUCGCCGACCUCCGGGCCAAGCUGGACUACUCGGAGAAGGCCCAGGCGCUGCUGGUGGGGCAGCUGCUGCAGGAGAGGGGGCUCCGCGAGGUUGACAGCCGGGCCAGGUCUGAGGACCUGCACAGGUUCCAGAAGUUGUUGGCCAAGCGGGGCAGAGAGACGGCCCGAGGCAAGCGGAAGGUCGCCGAGACGGAGCUGCAGCGUUUUUUCCAUGCCGCACUCUCUCAGGUGAGGCAGGAGAUCCAGGCCAGCAGGCUGGUGUACAAGAAGCAGGCGUCGACGGCCUACCAGGGCAGCCUGAGGGAAGCCCUGGCGGGUAGGAAGCAGCACCCCCUCGUCCGCACCUUCAACAAGAACCCCCACAGCACCAACUCGGUCUACGCGGACAUGGAAGAGGCUCAGAAGUGGACUGAGACGCAGGGACAGAACGAACAAGUGGACGUCAGAGACCUCACUUGGGAGCAAAAGGAGAAAGUGCUGAUGCUGCUCUUUGCGAAGAUGAACGGACCAAAAACGAGGAAGCAAUGCCGGAAGGAGGCUCCUGACACGUCCAGGGAGCAGAGCGGGAGGGACAGCGCGGACGCCCUGAGGAUGACCCAGAGGACCUUCAUGACCCUGAUGCCCGAGAACAGCCUCCCUGACAUCCACAAGUGACCCAGGUCUUGGCCUGGCUGUCCCCCCUCCCCCCACACACACUACUGUCGGCUGCUGCUGGGUGGAUGGGAAUAAAGAAUAUCCUAAGCAUUAGGACAGGGAUGUUUAUUUUCCCAAACAAACAUUGGUCAACAUUUUAUGAAAUCCACUUCUAUCCACCUUUGUUCAUUCACUUUAGGCAUGGUUUUCAUUCUGAUUCCGAUGUUAUUAGUAUAUUUUGUAGAUAAGACGGGGAACACACACACGACAAUCAGUAGAAAAUCUUCACAGAAGGGAAAUAAUUAUAAAAAUAUUAAAAAAAAAAUCUGAAUAUCAUCAAGGGGAAAUGCUUUAAUAUCGUGUCUUCGGCACACAUUUUUACGUUUUCUAUCGUGUGAGAUAAGGGAAUUAUUAGUAAUUUUCACAUUUGAAUUCACAAGACACCAGACAGGCUCACUGCUAGCCAUUUAUCGCCCCAUGGUUGGCAUGGUAACUGCAGGACUCUUUAGUGUGGCGUCUUCAGCCUUCCACUGCGAGGUGACAGUCUUGAUUUGUGUGUAGAAUUGAAUUCCCUGUAAAGGAGAAAGCGGAGCAUAUGAAUCCUUUACAGCUGCAACUUUGGAAUUCUUAUUUUUAUUUUCCUCCUUAUAUGAACAUAUAUGCAUGUGAGGUAGCCUAUAAAUGAUAUUGUGUAUUAAGCCUUCAAUACCUCUGAUUACAUCAGGAUACUAUAUACCAAUCUACCAGCCAUCAUAAAAGACUUGGCAGCAAUGACACUAAAUGUGUAGUCAUUAAAAAGGGACUUCUCGGAACAGUCACUCACUUGUUUUCCAUAGAAGUUAGUGUCCCCUCGGAAAGAUCCUCUUGACCCAGUGAACGAAAACAUUGGCAGCGGAACCGGGAUGGGAACAUUCACUCCAACCUGCAGAUCACCACACCACACAGCACAUCAACACACGUGUUGAUUACAGGUAAGAAGAGACGCGCAGUCGUCCCUGCUUAUUAAAACCCAAAACA
Molecule: messenger RNA, 2699 nt
Organism: Gadus chalcogrammus (walleye pollock)
Lineage: Eukaryota; Metazoa; Chordata; Actinopteri; Gadiformes; Gadidae
Product: basal body-orientation factor 1-like
Exons: 11
Coding region: 207-1703 (498 amino acids)
Source: RefSeq, a predicted model, not a curated record